Molecule: messenger RNA, 2244 nt
Organism: Besnoitia besnoiti
Lineage: Eukaryota; Apicomplexa; Conoidasida; Eucoccidiorida; Sarcocystidae
Exons: 1
Coding region: 1-2244 (747 amino acids)
Molecular function (GO): pentosyltransferase activity
Source: RefSeq, a predicted model, not a curated record
AUGGUGAGUCCCUCCGCUCUCGCGGAGGCGGCGCGCCGCCUCAGAGCUGUGCAGCCCCCCCUCUGGCGGCCUCUCGACGAAUUCGGGGAGGGCGGCGCGCAGAACACGGCCCAAGCGAGGUGUGCGAACGGAGACACUGCGCCUUCGCAGGCGCCAGACGAGGGCUGUCUCCCUCGUCUCGGCAUGCUGCUCGAGGCGAUUCCGACCCCGGCCUUCUCGCUCUCCACGCAGCGUGGUGUCCCCCAGUGCCUCCUCCCCCUUCUGUUGCGGAAAGACUUGAAGCAACUCAAAGUCCUCGACGUCGCGGCCGGCGAAGCGCAGCUUCUUCUCCCGCUCUACCAGCGUUGGUGGCAGACUGCGCGGGCCGCUGCGCCGCCUUCGCUCGCGUGUCCGUCUGCGGAGAGCGACGCUUCUUCUGGCGCGGCAGCGGGGAGCGGCGACCGCCGCUGCGCGCGCUGUCGCGGCGACGGAGAAGGCCAGUCGAAGACGGAGACAGCCGAGGCGUGCAACGCCUCUUCCGAUGCGGGUGCGGCUUCCAGGGAGACAUGCGACACCGCGCAGGACGCGGUGGUAACAUGCGCGCAGGGGGGCGAGCAGCAUAAAAGACGGCGACUCUCGAGCGGAGAGCUCACGGCGGCCGCUCCGGGGUGCGCCGGAGGCCCGCGACCCGCCGAGUCCUACUCUCCUUCCUCGUCUUGCCCUGAGGCGCCGCGUCUGCCGCCGGUCUGCGACCUUGCGGGCUUUGCGCUCCAUUUGAUGGCUCGAGAUCUCCAGAGUCCCAGCGGAAACAUCUUCCCAGUCAGCCAGAAGGCCGCGCAUGGCUCGCCCAGGCGCGACGGCGAUCAGCCCGACGGGCUCGCGCCCGAGGGAUCCACGCAGCCUGGCGGCGAGAAGAAGAAGCGAAAGGCCGCGCCGAAGCUGAGUGUGGGGACAACUGCGGGCCGCCAGACGCUGGACGCGCAGGGCCUCUUCUCCGUGGCUGUCGCGAUGCAGGCGCACAUGGUCACGGCGCCUGCGGAGGAGUAUGCGGAGGCCGGCGGGGGGGCAAAGGGCGACGGCGCCACGGGGGCGGGGUCGGAGGCGCCAGUCGCGCAGAAUGGACUCGCGCCCGGAUCUGCCCCAGUCGCGGGCGGAGAGGGAGAGGAGGUCCAGCGGGCUUUGUGCGCCUCGAAGAAGGAGCUUCGCAUGCUAGAGAACGCCGAGGAGAUGCUGAGAGAGACGAUCGAUGAGGCGGCGCGCCAGCUCGCGCGACGCCUGGAGGACUGUUGCAGCAGCUGCGGAGGCGCCUUGCAGCCUCCUCUCUUGGUUCACGGCGCCGUCGACGCGGCGGCGGACGCGCGCCUCUCGCCGCCCCCGCUCGUCCCCUACAUCCUCGCGAACCUCCAGGGCGGAGGCAACGUCGGGCUUCGCCGCCUCGCGGCGCAGCGCCUCGCCUCCUCACUCCUCGCGUCGGCGCCCGCGUCCUGGGUGAGUGGGCUCUCCGUGGGGGGGCUGGGGCUGAGCGAGUCUCUGGGGACGCGUCGGCGUCUAUUCCACGCGUCCCUCGCGGCGCCGCGGCUGGCGCGCGGCGAGCUGAUACGCUUCCUGCCGCUGCACCGGGGCGGGCCGCUGGAGCUGCUCCACGCCCUCUGCUGCGGCGCGGACUUCAUUCAGGGCGGCCACGCGCAAUCGCAUGCAGAGGAGGGCACGGCGUACAUCUUCGACCCCCACUGGAUUCUGGAUGCAGAGACGCCCGCGGAAGACUCUAUGGCGGAGCGAGACGCGGCGACGAAGGACUCGGCGCGAGCCGCGCGCGAGGACGCGCGGGAGGCGCAGAGACUGCUUGAAGAGGCCGCGGCGAGGGGCUUGUCAAAUGCCUUUCUCCACAUUGACUUGAAGUCGGCCGCGUACCGCGACGACUUCCGGCCACUUAUGGCAGGUUGCGGCCCCGUGGGGCGCUGCCCAGGGAAGGGAGAGGGUGCCGCGAAGGCGGAAGACGCGCAUGCAGAGACCUCGGAAUCGAGGGCCUGCAGGUGGGCGACCGUGAGCGAGACGCGAGCGUACAUACACCAUCUGUUCAACACGGCGGAGCUGAUGGGGCCGGUUUUGCUGCUGCAGCACAAUCUGCAGUGUCUCCUCGCGCUCUUUGAAGUGUUUCGUGUCUUUUUGAAGCGACGAAAACUCCGCGUCGCGGUGAUGCGCUUCCUCGAGCGCUGUUGCCAAGACGCGAACGCCACGCAGACCGAAGACGCGCAGAAAAACUGA